UUGGUAACCUGAUUCAUAACCCUAAACCGUUUUCACAAAUAAUUAAAAACAUCGCAAAGUUGCCAUUUCCACGUGGUGUAAUAUGAUAUGAGUAAAACAUAAUAAACACACUGCUGCGACUUACAGUAAACUGAAAACCAUGGCAUCCACGUCUUUAGCAGAACAACUGCAAAAACUUGCAGCACCACAAUCUUCUAUUUACAAAGACGAGAAAAAGAAAGCAUCGUUAUUAUUUGACCCGAAAGAAGCCGCCCUUAAAGACCGGGAAACUUUCUAUGAAAUAGGUGUUAGCGGCCUUAAGGAAUUGACAGCAUUAUUCGAAGGUUUUCGUGUAUACGAAGAUUCUUUAUUCAGUGUUUCUUCAAAGGAUUUCGAAAGGGCCGUACAAACUAAAGAGGUGAAUCAUAAUUUAGAUCAAACAAUCGAAAAGUUUCUAUUACAACUGUCACCAUAUUUCCUUCUGCAGUCAUCGCAUAAAGCUCUCGAAUGGCUUGUCAAUCGAUACCACAUCCAUGAAUAUAAUCAAGAUGCGAUCAUGAUGCUUAUACUACCAUACCAUGAAACUAAAAUUUUUGUAAGAUUCCUCCAAUUGUUGGCUAUUAAAUCAAAAUCAAGUAAAUGGAACUGGUUAAGAUCCGUUCAAAAGAAAGGUGUCCCACUAACAAAACAAACAUUGCACAAUCAAUGUAUUUCUAAUACAGGUACUCUGCAGUUUAUUGCUAAAAUGGUUUUGAAAUACGUAAAAAUCUAUGGAGAAAGAGCUACACAGUUGAAUACUGUGUUUGGAUUUUUUGCAAUCACAGCAUUUGGUGUUAUUGAUGCAAUGAAAUCUGUAAAUGAAGCUGUCAUUAAUGCUUUAUUACCAACUAUGAUGAAAGGUUUAGAAUCAAAUGUACGUGAUUUCCGAUCCGUUGCAUACGCUAUAUAUGGCAUCAUAUGUACUUACUCGACAUUGAGGAAAAAAUCUCUAAAUGAAAUUUUAGAGUCCUUGCUCUCAACUGAUGAUGAUUUGAGCUAUGAAUCAGUUAUAUUGAUUGUACUGACUUUUAAAUACCAGAAACAUCUAACAAAAGUGUCUGCGGAACUGCUUAAUAAUAUAUCAGGAAAUGUUAUGAGCAAGUUAUGUAAACAUUUACAAUUCAUAGUGGCAAAUAAAGUUAGUAAUAUACAAUCAUUUGUGUUGGCAUUCCUUUCACGAGUUUUACCAACUAUUCAAAAAGAUAUUGAAGAGUUUAAGAGAUUCUCUGAACUACCGGAAAUAUUAAUAGAUGAAGUGGACCUAAAAGAUGAGGAUCCUGAAACAAUUAUUAGAUGUGUAUUGACAGCUUUCAAACCGCAACAAAACACCCGACCAAGUGUUGACAAUGAAAGUGACAUUGAAAUAAUUGACGAAGAUGUCGACAUGAAUCCAAGUAUUUUUAACUGGUAUUCUGUUUUCCUUAAGAAUAUUGAACGCAAAUAUCCGGAGAGUUUUGACAAAGUUGUCAAAAGUAUUAUGAGCUCUGACAGUGAUAUUUCAACUGUAAGGCGGUCACAGUUAUCAAAAUUGUUAGGCUUCAAACCUGCGGUUGCUCACAAAAUUAGUGGAGCGUAUUUGUUUGAAAACUUAAACCAUGUCAACCCUGAACUACGAACCGAAGCUGUCAAUUAUAUCGCAAAAGAAUUCCAGGCUUUGAAAGUAGAGAACAUUGAUUUUGUUAAAGAAUCGAUAGUAAAUAGACUAAAUGAUGACAAUUCUGAUGUGGUUUUGGCUACUUUAGAUAUUUCUAAUGAAUAUCUAAGAGAAGUAUUAAAUGAUAUUGAUUUAACAAAUACAUUUGUUAAUAUAAUAGCAAAGAAAAGUAAAAAGUGGAAUAAUGUGACAGAGAAAGCUAUAGUGAAAUUUUGCGCAUUAGAUUCAAUGCCUGUUAAUCAAGAGACAGUGCUGGCUUUGAUGCCAUAUUUGUUUCAGAAUGAUGAAAAAUCCGCAGAAAUUACAUGGAAAAUUCUUACUUCACCGUGGGGUAAAAAGUUUGGACUUAUUAAUAAAAUUAAAGGGGCCAAUAAUUCAAUAUCCGAUAAUGUUGGAGUCUUAAACCAGUUAAUUUACAAAGUGUUAUUUGUUGAUAAGGCAAUAUCAUUUGAUAGUUAUUUAGAUAUCAAUCUUAUAAAUCCAGAUAAUACUCUUGAUGUCUAUUUAUAUAUGCUUUUAAAAUCCUGUUCAUUUAAAACUGCACCAAUCGAUGAUUUAAUGAAGACACUUAAGAUGUUACUAAAAACUGUAGAGACAAGAAUUAUAGUACCAACAUCACAAAGAACAAAAUUCUCUUCAGAAAUUAUUCCGGAAUUUAUAAAAAUUUCUAAACAGAACAAAAUUGUAUUUGAAGUUAUGGAAUAUAUUUUUAAGAGAUUCAUUGAAGAGUUAAAUGUCAAGGCUAUCUCGAAACCGUGGUGCAACGUCUGUAAAACUCCUGAAACUGUUUUCGUGAGGAAACUUUAUGAAUUAUUCAUAACUGGUUGUGGUAUACCAACUUAUGGUGACAAUUAUGUCCUUCUACUAAAGAUGUUAUUAGGGAAAUUGUUUGAUAACCCAAAAGAUAAAUUCCAUUUCGUAGCCAAUAUUGCUUGCGGUCAUAUCCUUUUUGCAACGGAUCCAGAAGACGUAAUCAAUCCUGAACUUCAACUGAGAAGUCUAAAAUUACUUAUUAACUACAUAACUAUAGAAGGAAAUUCUAAAUGGAUAUAUGAUUCUGAUGUACUAAUAGUGACAAUACUAUUCAAUUUAAACAAUCCACUAACUGCGAUACGAGAAUGUGUUAUUGAUUUGUUAAAUAAAAUGCUGAGAUACAAUCCUGAUAAGAAUUUAAUAUAUGUGCAAUUAAUAAAAGAACUUCUCGAACAUAAGGAUGAAUUGCUACUAGAUCCUGAGCAAAUUCCACAUGUGUUAAAAACUAUUUUAACUCUUCAGACACCAGGAAACAAGAUGUUCAGAAAGAAUUGUCUAUUAAAACUGACAAGCAUCCUAAUCGCCGAUACACCAUCUUAUGUCAAAUGUAAUUUGGUAAAAAUACUAGCCAGUGUUAACAAUGUUAAUAGUUUCCCAAAUUUGAUUCCAUCAUUGAAUUCGUUAGAGAAAGUUUUGAAACAGACAGAUCAGAAAAUGAUGUUCGAUAUAUAUGAAUCUAAUCUCUUCAGGUUAGUCUACAGUUUUAUUAAUGAAGCAACUGUGAGUACUUUUGCAAAGGAACAAAUAUGGAAGUCUAUCGAAAUUGGUUUAAAAGAAUAUAGACAAUGUAUCUUAGAUGAAAAUCAAGCAUUAACAAGUCCAUGCAUGUUGAUUAUGAAGGAAUUCGAUGAAAACGUUUUUAAAAAGUUCCCUGAAGAAAAAACUAAAGAUUUUAUACUUCUUGUGGCGUCUGCUGGUGCUUUCAGUGGGAAUCCCAACAUUUCAUCCUCUGCAUCGAAGUUGAUGAAAAAAAUCCACCUGGAAUUCGCCGAUUUCAAGCCAAUUUUCGAAAGAAUGUUAAAUGCUGUAGACCCAGCUGCUAGUGUAUCUAAAAAGAAGAAAGUUUCAGUGCCUAUGUUGUCUUAUCAAUUGGUGGAAACAGAAGAAUGGAGACUCGGCGUUACGAUGUUAGAAUACGUGCAGAACAAGAAGAAAAUGUCCGUCGACAAUUCGUUCGUUGCUAUUCUGUUCCAAUUGCUCCACAAAUGUUUGCGUUUCGAGGAGCAAUCUUACGUCGAAUAUACAAAACAACUAAUUUUAUCUUCUCUAUGGUAUUAUUGCAAGAAGUUUAUCAAUGAUUCGGAUAAGGACCAACAAAACUCUCUGAAGAGUAUAUUUGACGUGGAAUUGGUUGUCCAGUGCAUCAGAGGGACGCAGAACCCUCAAACACAACACCACGCUUUGAUUCUACUCUCGCAUGCGGCGUACAUGUUGCCAGAACAAGUGCUCCACCACACGAUGGAGAUAUUUACAUUUAUGGGAUCGUCGGUAUUGAGGCAUGACGACGCUUACAGUUUCCAAAUAAUAACAAAGAUCAUUGAAACUUUGAUACCGAUUAUAGUAAAACUGGAUAAAGAUAUCGAUGAUUAUUCAGACAAGGAAGUACAGCAAUUGCAAAAGCGUGUCGUUCCAGUCUUACGUAUAUUUGCCGAUGUCGUUUUACACGUCCCUGAACACCGGAGACUACCCAUGUACAAGAAGUUAAUAGACACUCUCGGAUCCAGUCAAUUCUUGUGGGUGUUCCUUGCAUUGUUACUAGAGACACAUAUAGCUCAUUUCAACGAGAAUAAGAAAAAAGAUAAGGUGUCGCAAAGAACUUUAGCAGAUCAGGAAUCUCCAAUAACUAGACUCGAUUUCGGACAAAGUAUAUUGCUAGAAUUUCCUCCUGAAGUGUGUUUGGAGAAUUUUAUCAAGCUUAUGGUUUAUAUCAAAUCUUUGCCGGUUCAAAAAGACGAGAACUCUAUGGAAACUGAUGUUGAUCCUGGUGAUAUAUUCAGUGUGAACGGUCAUACGCCAAUACAGUUACGUCAUUACAAGUAUGUAAUUAUCACAUUCAUGAACACAUGCUUAGCUUCCUCAAGAUUCAUUCAACAUAACAGCCAAGCGACAGAUGAUAAAGUUAUGGAAGAGCGAUACAAGUCAUUCAUAAUAAACAUUUUGACAUUCAUUCAGACUAUUUCUAAAAUAACAGACGAAAAGGCGGCAAAAUAUUGGCGCGUGAUGCUUCAUCAUAGUUACGAUUUGUUGGAUCAUACCAAUAACCUACUAUCAGCUCCUAUGUUCUUGUCCGUUGUCCGAGGACUACUGAAGUACACAUUGCAGACAGUGCGAAGAAAGUCGAUGGAAUUAUUAAAUUCGAAGAUACAAUUCAGUCCAGAAAUGUUUGUUGGUGUUGACAAGGAGUUGUUGUUUUCUUUACUACCAGCUUUACUGGAUAUAGUUAAAACUAUUGACACGAAAGAUGAUUCGUUGAGCGAAAUCGCCGCUCAAGAAUUGGAAUUAAACCAACAGACGGCGUUGCUGUCUUUGAAAUUGCUCGCUAGGAUGCUGGCCGCGGAUAAUCCUGAGCCAUUUAAACCGGUAUUGGAAAUUGUAACAGAUUACACUUGCAAUCCAAGCAUCAGUAGCAACGUGAUGGCGUCAGUUGUUCUUUGUUUGGCUGAAUUGUGUGGAAACCUUAAAGCGCACGCUCUAGCAAGCCUUCGUAAAUUCAUGCCGGCACUUAUAAAAGUAUUGAAGAAGCAGCGAAAAUCAGAUGUCCAAGAACUGGUGCUACUAAGUACGGUGACUGCGAUUUCCAAGAUCGUGGAAAGUCUACCAUUAUUCUUAAGCCCGUAUUUGUUGAAGAUUUUGUACGAGUACUCGAUUCUAUAUGCAAAGUGGGAAGGUUGCGAUCAGGAAUGCACGAAAGUGUCAACCAUUGUGUCUAAACUUGGUAAUAUCAAGAAGAAGAUAGCCAGUUCUAUACCGCCUAGGGUUUUGAUACCGAUCGCAAACGCGGCUUAUAAUAUUAUCGUUGAAAAGGAGAACUACAACGCGGUUGCUCCUGUGAUGUCAGUUUUGGCGGAUUCUUUCGGAAAUGUCACCGCAGCAGAUUUUUCAGCGCUCCAGCAAGAUUUGACGUCAUUCUUCCUAUCGGCGUUACAGUUGCGAAGUGACGUAGUGGACAAGGAAGCAGACGAUGACGUCAUCGACAAGGCUGAAGACGAAGUCGUCAAUGCAUUAGUGAGUUUAGUCCUCAAACUUUCCGAGACCAACUUCAGACCAUUCUAUUUCAAGAUAUAUGACUGGGCAGUAAGGACUAAUAUUGACGGUCAUAAAGACAGAACUAUUACGUUUUAUAGACUCAGCAGCGCUAUAGCUGACAAAUUGAAGGGCCUUUUUGUUUUAUUUGCUGGUCACUUCAUUAAAAAUGCUGCAGAGUUACUCGACGCGUGCAAUAACAGUAAAAAUGAAGAAUUGUUCUUUGAUUCCGAAGACAAAUGUACCAGUCUUGUCAACUAUAUUAUAAAAACUCUACACGUUGUGUUCCUCUAUGACAGCCAAAACUUUAUGAAUAAAGAUAGAUUUGAGACUCUAAUGCAACCAGUGGUAGAUCAAUUAGAGAACACUAUCGGAGGUAUUGACAACCUUAAGUCGAGGGCAGCAGAGUCGAUAAUACCUUGUAUAGCUCAGUUUGCGGUGGCUACAGCCGAUGACUCUCUAUGGAAGCUCUUGAACUAUCAAGUUUUAUUGAAAACAAGACAUAAUGAGGCUGAGAUCAGGUUGACGGCGUUAGACUGCCUCGUUGCUAUGGCAACUCAGCUAGGCAGCAGCUGGUUGCCCUUGCUCGCGGAGAGUGUGCCAUUCUUAGCAGAAUUGCUGGAGGAUGGCGACCCCAAGAUAGAAACAUCCACUAAAGAGGCGAUAAGAAAGCUGGAACAAAUAUUAGGGGAACCCCUCGAGAAAUAUUUCUAAGAUUAAAUCAGUUUAAUAUGUUUUAAGUUAACUGUUUUGUAUUUUAUGUAAUUUGUAAAACUUCCGAAUUACACAAAUUAAAUUUAA
Molecule: messenger RNA, 6529 nt
Organism: Papilio polytes (common Mormon)
Lineage: Eukaryota; Metazoa; Arthropoda; Insecta; Lepidoptera; Papilionidae
Product: HEAT repeat-containing protein 1
Exons: 5
Coding region: 140-6442 (2100 amino acids)
Biological process (GO): maturation of SSU-rRNA from tricistronic rRNA transcript (SSU-rRNA, 5.8S rRNA, LSU-rRNA); positive regulation of transcription by RNA polymerase I
Cellular component (GO): small-subunit processome; t-UTP complex; 90S preribosome
Molecular function (GO): snoRNA binding
Source: RefSeq, a predicted model, not a curated record